This is a messenger RNA of Tyto alba (common barn owl), 2445 nucleotides long. RefSeq names its product pyridoxal phosphate binding protein (gene PLPBP). Gene Ontology annotation, molecular function: pyridoxal phosphate binding. Lineage: Eukaryota; Metazoa; Chordata; Aves; Strigiformes; Tytonidae. Bases 13 to 843 code for a protein of 276 amino acids. The transcript has 8 exons. Gene Ontology annotation, cellular component: intracellular anatomical structure. The record is from RefSeq and is a predicted model, not a curated record.
GGCCGGGCGGGGAUGUGGAGGGCCGGCAUGGCCGCCGCCGACGGGCUGGGCCCGGCGCUGCGGGCCGUCACCGAGCGGGUGCAGCAGGCGGCAGCGCGGAGGCCGGAGGGGCUCCCGGCCGUGCAGCCGCGGCUGGUGGCCGUCAGCAAGACGAAGCCGGCAGAGAUGGUGAUCGAUGCCUACAGCCACGGGCAGCGCAGCUUCGGGGAGAACUACGUUCAAGAGUUGCUAGAAAAGGCAUCAGACUCUAGAAUUCUGUCCUCUUGUCCAGAGAUUAAGUGGCAUUUUAUUGGCCAUCUGCAGAAAAAUAAUGUCAACAAGUUGAUCGCUGUCCCUAACCUGUUCAUGUUGGAAACGGUGGAUUCUGUGAAACUGGCAGACAGAGUCAACAGCUCGUGGCAGAAAAAGGGGUCGUCUCAGAAGCUGAAGGUCAUGGUGCAAGUUAACACAAGUGGAGAAGACAGUAAGCACGGCCUUCCUCCCGGAGACACCGUGGUGGCUGUGGAGCAUGUCAUCAAGAAUUGUCCAAGCCUGGAGUUUGUGGGGCUGAUGACGAUUGGCAGCGUUGGGCAUGACCUUAGUAAGGGGCCAAAUCCUGACUUCCAGAUGCUGCUAUCUUUGCGGCAGGAAGUGUGUGAAAAGCUCCAUCUCCCCGUUGAGAAGGUGGAGCUCAGCAUGGGCAUGUCCACAGACUUCCAGCACGCAAUAGAGGUUGGAUCCACAAACGUCAGGAUUGGAAGCACUAUUUUUGGAGAGCGGGAUUAUUCCAACAAAGCAGCCGGUGACAAGGCCCCUGCUGAAACUGAAGGCAAAACAGAGACCGUGACAGUGCAGGGUCAUUAAAUGGGAAAAAGUGGCCUCGACAGAGGACAGCUGAUGGGAGACCUCACUAUGCAUUCUUACCUCCCUCUGUGUCGUCACCCAAUCAUGAUGGUGAGAGGGAAUUCCUCGUAACAGAACAGAGGCCAGAAAUGCCUCAUAAUUUAUUGUGAUCAUAAAUUACCCAUAGAAACUGGAGAUUUUUAUAACCAACAAAUGAUAAGAAAAUUUAUGGUUGAAAGUGACUGUGGUAUCUUGGCUCCUUCGGGGUCAUUAAGAACAGUGACUUUUGGAUAAUUAGGUUGAACAAACUUAAGUAUUUGCCAGGAUGAAGUUGCUAAUGAGCAGGAUGUAUCUGCAGCAGUGUUGGUGAUUGUUCUCACUGAGGACUAAAUUCUUCAUUAAACAAGUUAUAAUCUUGCCAGAGACAUAUAAAUGUUUCCCCAAAUAAAAGUUUUGUGCGCGGUCACUACUGAGGAAAUAAAAACUGUGACAGAGGCAUACUGUGACACUGGAGAGACUGGUUCCAUUUAAACAGAGGAUGAACAACAAGCACACAAGGAUGGAGGAGGGACGCAGUUGCCAGGAUGAGUUCAUGGUGUAAUGUUUCGGGUGCAGAUCGCACGUGUGGGAGUGUCCUGGCUGCAGUUCAUGUUCGUGCUGUUCAGGCUGACACUGCUAACUUUUCCCAUUGGUUCUGUGUCUGCCGAGAUCUGGGAUGCUUUCAACCUUCCCCCCUUGUGGAGUGGUGUUGGGAGUUACUUUCAUCCUGCCUAGUAGUUGUUGAUGCUGUAAGUUCUUUUUGGUCAGAAUGGGGCUAUUCUGCAAGGCCCUUGGUCUUACCAUCAGCUUGCUGUUGCUUUCCAAGGCAAGUCACUUAACUGUUUGGUGCCUCCACCAUCCCCUCUACAUCUGUAUGAGGAGAAUAGCAUUUGCUGGUCUCGCAGGACAGCAGUGAGGUUUGCUAGAGGCCCUUCAGGAAAAAGUACUUCAGAAAGUAAAGUAGUAUUGCUCCGCGGUGUUCUAGGUUCCAGGAAAAAAAAAAAAAAAUCCUGUUGCCACUGACAGAGCUUCUAGGCUAUGUCUUAAAAUCUUAAGUGCCGGUCUUGCCUUCGCUUCUGGAGGAGGGAAGCGGGACUCACCGCGGUAGCGGUUCCAGUCAGGUGGGAGCAGAAGCUCCUGCACUGUCACGUGCUGGUUUUGGCCAACGGUGGCUGUGGCAACUCUCUUGUAACCCGUGUCACAACCGCAUUUUGGGGCUUUUGUGCACUGUGAAGAGGAGGAGACAUCAGUUACCAGCAGAAACAUCCUUCCCAGGCUUUUCUCUGUGUGCGUGUGGUUAAAUCUAGCUGUUGGUUUUACUCUCUGACUAUAAAUGCUGAAUGUAAAUGAAAAGAGUCAACUCUAACACCAACCUGUCAUGGCUACAUGGUUUAGAAGCAACAUGCAGUCUGAGCUGCCCUCCUCGGCACUGCACCAUGUGUUGUUUCAUAGCCUGUUAAUAAAAAGUGGUGAAUUUUAAUACCAUCUGUGCCAACUAUAAAGCUAUUAAAGAUGUUAUUUUUACGUUCCAGCGUUGUGAAUAAAUGCCCUGAGUUGCCGCUGAAGCUCUUUCCCAAACCUGGA